AGAACGAGGCUCGAGCUGAAGCGUCAAAAAGAGGGGCAAAGGGGGUGGGGCUAACGGAAGGCGGGGCUAAAGAAGCUUAACGGAAUCCAGACGCAAGUGCAAUUGUCCGCGCGCCUCGCUGCGAUGGCGGCGGCGCCGAACACAGUCACCCCGCCGGCGGCGGAGUCUUCCCCUCAGGAAGCUACCGUCUCUGCCGCCUCCUCCUCCUCCUACACCGCCUGCGCGGCGGCGGCGGCGGCGGCGGCGGCGGCAGUAAUUGUUCCUGCCUCCUCCGCCACCUCCACCCCUGCCUGCCCGCCUGCCGGUGGCUUUAGCGACGGCGGCGGCGGCGGCUUUGGCGGCUCCACAAUGGCGGCGGCGGGGAGGGGGGGCAGUAGUUUUAAAGUAGACACCCGCCCUUGCCUCAGAGAAGAUGCCAUUUGGAAUAAACAGAAAAAGGCUGAACUUUUUACAGAUAAGUUUUGUCAAGUAUGUGGAGUGAUGCUACAGUUUGAAUCACAAAGAAUUUCACAUUAUGAGGGUGAAAAACAUGCUCAAAAUGUUAGUUUUUAUUUUCAAAUGCAUGGGGAGCAAAAUGAAGUGCCUGAUAAGAAAACCAAGAUGCAUGUUGAGAAUUUUCAAGUGCAUAGGAAUGAAGGAGUAGACAAAAACAGAUUUUGUGAUCUCUGCAACAUAAUGUUUAGCUCCCCACUUAUUGCUCAGUCUCACUAUGUGGGAAACAUCCAUGCUAAAAAACUGAAGCAAUUAAUGGAGAAACAUGAUCAGGCAUCUCCAUCAGGAUUUCAACCAGAGAUGGCAGGAGUGCCUCUUACUACUUCUGCAGCGUCAACGUUCCUGAAGCCCCUUGCUGUCAAGCCUCCUCCAGCAUUUAGUAUGAGAACCUAUGUUUGCCAUAUUUGUAGUAUUGCUUUUACAUCUUUAGAUAUGUUCCGGUCCCACAUGCAAGGAAGUGAACAUCAGAUUAAAGAAUCCAUUGUUAUCAAUCUAGUGAAGAAUUCAAGGAAGACACAUGACUCUUAUCAAAAUGAAUGUGCAGAUUACAUCAACGUGCAGAAAGCCAGAGGACUAGAGCCCAAGACUUGUUUCAGAAAGAUGGAACAAAGUUCUUUGGAAACGUGCAGAUACAGAGAAGUGGUUGAUUCCAGACCCAGACAUAGAAUGUUUGAGCAAAGACUCCCAUUUGAGACUUUCCGAACAUACCCCAUACCGUACAAUAUUUCACAAGCAGUGGAAACUCAGUUGCCUCAUUCAAAGAAGACAUAUGACUCUUUCCAAGAUGAACUUGAAGAUUACAUCAAAGUACAGAAAGCCAGAGGACUGGAUCCAAAGACUUGUUUCAGAAAGAUGAGAGAGAACUCUGUGGAUACUCAUGGACACAGAGAGGUUGAUUCUGGACCCAGACCAAGAAUGUGUGAGCAAAGAUUUUCACGUGAGGCUCCUCAGACCUACCAACGACCAUACCAUAUUUCACCAGUGGAAAGCCAGUUACCUCAGUGGUUACCAGCUCAUUCAAAGAGGACAUAUGAUUCUUUCCAAGAUGAACUUGAAGAUUACAUAAAAGUGCAGAAAGCCAGAGGACUAGAGCCAAAAACUUGUUUCAGAAAGAUAGGUGAUAGCUCUGUAGAAACACAGAACAGAGAAAUGGUUGAUGCCAGACCUAGACAUAGAAUGUUGGAGGAAAAGAUCCCAUUUGAGACUUUCCAGGCCUAUUCAGGACCAUACAGUAUUUCACAAGCAGUGGAAAACCAGUUACCUCAUUGUUUAUCAGCUUAUGACGGCAAACAGAGACUAGAUUCUAUUAGCUACUGUCAACUCACCAGAGACUGUUUCCCAGAAAAACCAGUACUCUUGAGCCUUAAUCAGCAAGAAAAUAACUCUGGCUCAUACAGUGUGGAAUCUGAAGUUUACAAGCACCUCUCCCCAGAAAACAAUACUACUGACCAUCAAGCGGGUCAUAAACGGAAACAUCAGAAGAGAAGACGACACCUGGAAGAAGGCAAAGAAAGGCCAGAGAAAGAACAGUCCAAGCAUAAAAGGAAAAAGACUUAUGAAGAUACAGAUUUAGACAAAGACAAGAGCAUCCGACAAAGGAAAAGAGAGGGAGAUAGAGUCAGGGUCAGUUCAGGAAAGCUUAAGCAUCGAAAAAAGAAAAAAAGCCACAAUGUACCUUCUGAGAAAGAAGAACGUAAGCACAGGAAAGAGAAAAAGAAAUCUGUUGAAGAAAGGACAGAAGAGGAAAUGCUUUGGGAUGAGUCUAUUCUUGGAUUUUGAAUGUUUAGUUUUGUUUACCCAAAGUUGAAUUGAAAAAACAGUAUGAAUUUAGAAAAAGACCGCAACAUCUGAUAAAGAAGAGGUAGAUAUAGUCAGUGUCAGUUCAGGAUACUUAGUUUUUUUGUAUAAAAAUUAAAAUUGAAUUAAAAGAAGAA
Sapajus apella (tufted capuchin) is the source of this 2426-nucleotide messenger RNA. RefSeq names its product zinc finger matrin-type 1 (gene ZMAT1). NCBI's taxonomy places the organism in Eukaryota, Metazoa, Chordata, Mammalia, Primates, Cebidae. Gene Ontology annotation, molecular function: nucleic acid binding; zinc ion binding. The record is from RefSeq and is a predicted model, not a curated record. The transcript is spliced from 7 exons. The coding region runs from base 124 to 2271 and encodes 715 amino acids.